CCUCCUCCCCUCUGGGAUAACAGGGCUGGCAUUUGAACAUGCUUAGCUACGACAAGCCUUUUGGGAGACGCUUCUAGCAACUCUCGGUACUCCUUGCCAGAGGAGCAAAAGCAGCACCUAGACCCUCUUUCUACCCUACAUUUUCCAGUCAUGACCGAAGGCAAGGCUCUCAAAGUCCAGGUGACCUUCGCUAUUAUUCUGAUAGGGGUUGCCUUGAUGUUCACAGCAGUGGUGACCGAUCAUUGGGCUGUGCUGAAUCCUAAGGUGGAGGAAUACAACACUACCUGUGAGACAGCUCACUUUGGGCUAUGGAGGCUUUGCAUCAAACGGAUCUACAUUGAAGAAAACAACAUGGAGAAGGAACAAGGUUGCGGGCCCAUAAGCCUGCCAGGAGAGUACAACUGUUCCUAUUUCACACACUUUGUCUCAGGAGAAAGCACUGAGAUCUUUGAAGUAUCAACACAACGAGAAUACAGCAUUUCUGCAGCUGCCAUUGCCAUCUUCAGUGUGGGCUUUUCCAUCAUCGGAACCAUUUGUGUCCUCUUAUCCUUUCGGAAGAAGAUGGAUUACCUCUUGAGGCCAGCUGCCAUGUUCUAUAUGUUUGCAGGCCUGUGCAUCAUCAUAUCAGUGGAAGUGAUGAGGCAAUCGGUCAAAAAGAUGAUCGCGAGCGAUGACACAGAAUGGAUAGAGUACUACUACUCCUGGUCCUUCGCCUGUGCCUGCGCCUCUUUUGUCUUGCUGUUCCUCUGUGGAGUGGCGCUUCUGCUCAUCUCCUUGCCUCGCAUGCCACAGAACCCAUGGGAGACUUGCAUGGACGCCGAGCCAGAGCAUUAAGUGUUACCAGCUCAUGUUGCCACUCCAGCCAUAUCAUAUGCCUCCUGUUCCUCAAUGGCCAGCUAUAUAUAUAUAUAUAUAGAGAGAGAGAGAGAGAGAGAGAGUCCAGGAGUCGGUGUGGGAAUAUCUUUGGAUCAUGCCUACUGAGAGAAUCAGAUAGGAGCUGAAUGCAAAAUCCCGAGAUAAAAAGAAAUGAUGAAGAUGACCUCUUUUGACAAGAUGUGCAAAGACUUGGCUUGAUCACUUGGCUGCUUGAUUGCUAAUACAGCCUGGAAAAGUUGGUAUAAAUGUCACUGAAUAGAAAUACAGACUUAAGAAAGAGAUAAAUUUUUGUCUAAAUAGGAGUUGUGGUCACUUUUUUAGGGACAAACAACCAGAUGCCCACCUGAUGUUUUGGGUUAUAGCUCCAUUAAUCCUUCAUAAUUGGCCAUAUUAACAUAGGUCCAUAGGAUAUGUAAUCCAAAACAUCUGAUGGACUCCUGCCCCAUUUGAUUAACCCUAGGAAUGAUAAAGGGGGGGGGGGAGAACCCAAAAUCAUAUUUUGUCAGUGUAGAAUUUUUUCUCCAUCUGUAAAUAAUCUUACCAUCAAUUUGGAGGCAGUCAUAAUGUUAUUAAGCACAUUACAAAAAUAGAUUCUAAAAAAAGAUGUUGGAUUACAUGAAGACAGAAGAAUCUCUAAGGCAUAUGCUUAGAGUCAACAGUGAUGAUUUUUAUGAUAUUUCUUAUAUGUCAGCUAGUAAUUUGUUGAGCUGGUAUGAUCGGGGAGUGACAGAGACAAGGAAAUUGAAUAAUAAUAAUGAUUUUGAAAACCAAAUUGAAUUAUGCAGAGGGAAGCGGGCAAGGGAUCUGCUCCAAGCAUCAGCUAAUAUUUUUAACUACCGUCUUCCUGCAUCUGCCACUGUCCAGAUGUUUUUGACCACAAUUCCCAGCUGGUCCCACCAGCUGGCUUUGCUGGUGGUGAAUUACAAACGGUGGCGAAUUGGGGAACGCUAUUUGACAGCUUCAAUGUUUCUAGAACAGCAGCAGUCACAUUCCACAAACAGCCAACAUGUUUUUAGCAGAGGAAAGAAACAAAAGCUUUACAGCCAGAGGAAGACACAAUAUGUAUGUACAUUUGAGUAUUUCAUAGCAUUUGCAGCCUGGUUAGCAUUUGUAAAGGACGAGAAGCUAUUAAACUGGUUGAGUACAGGAGGUAAGAAGCUAUAAAGGUUGACUCAGCCUUCCAUCCUUCUGAGGUGGGUAAAAUGAGGACCCAGAUUGUUGGGGGCAAUAGGCUGAUUCUGCAAACCGCUUAGACAGGGCUGUAAGCACUGUGAAGGUGUAUAUAAGUUUAAGUAUUAUUGCUAUUGCUAAAUGCUUCAGAUCAGGUGACAGAAGAACACCUGCCCAAGUACCUCCCUACUCCAAAAAACAAAAAACAACAACCCUGGAAGUCCACAAUCCCCAAAAAGACAAGGACUAAAUUAUAGACACCUGUCUCAGAAAGCAAGGGCAAGGAAAUAAGCUUUCUAAUCUCAAAGAUAAUAUUGUGGUUGCUUUUGUAACAAGUUAGAACUGAAUAAUUUAACAGCCAGCCUGUGUAAUAUGAAGUCAGUUUGCAAUUUAAAAAUCACUAAACCAAGUAUAAUAAAGCAGAUAGCGUCAUUAUAAUAUUCCAUCGCAUUUUUAAUAUCAGUGUGUAGAGCAGUAUAUAAAAAGUGUCAAUUGGACAUAGCCUCUGAGGCUGGGAUCUGACCAAAAUGAAAUAAAAUGGAGCAAUUAACUUCCUGUGAUUUGGAAACUAUGGUUCAGUUGAUGCAACCUAAAGUUGCAUUUGGCAUUAUUGCAGCUACAUCACACGGCUGGCUCGUAUUCCCUUUGAAAUCAAUUAUUAUUUUGCAGAUCUUUUUCACAGACAUCAUUAACAACACAAAUACCCCCCAUCCAAUAGUUGUGUGUAUAGUUUUUGGUUAUUAAGCUAAGAAUUGUUUUCUUUACAGCAAGCUGCUUCUACUAAUAGUUUAUUCCGUUAGUAGCGCCUUCUUUCUUUGAAUUCAUAAAUCCCCACCUUUUCUUAUCACCUGGCAUGGGGCCAUUCAUCCUGCCUAUCCUUUGACAUUUCUUUGGACUGCUACAAGCUUGCAUCUGUUGCAGAAAAAGAAACCUGCCAGUGUAUUCUGGCAAGGAGCCAUGCCCAUAAGCAUUGCAACUCACAAUUGCAGACUCCCCUUUUUCCCUUUUGCCUCUUAGAGCAUAACCUGUUGAAACGCUUUUAUUUCUUCUUGUUCCCGUCCCAGGAUCUUAGAUUAGCCAAGUAUAAAAUGCCUGAUGCAGAAACAAAAAAAGUUGCUAGCUCACAUGAAAUCAUAAAAGCAAAUUCCUUUCAUUAUUAUUCACUCGUUCAUUGAGGUUCCAGGAACGGAGCUGCUUAUCGUUCUCAUGGUCUUUGCUUAUUCAGCAGAAAGCAGUCCCUCCAUCACCUACAAUGGACAACUGGCAGCUCUUAAAGGAGACGAUCUUUUCAUCACCCCUAACUUCACAUUCAGAACACUCUCUGAUCAUCCUCCUCUCCUCUCUUCCUCUCCUGUGGCAAAUUCCUGCUAACCCUACCUCUACAGGCAGUCCUCGACUUACGAUCACAAUUGAGCCCAAAAUGUAUAUUGCUAAGGGAGACAUUUGUUAAAUGAAUUUUUGCCCCAUUUUAUGCCCUUGCUGGCCACAGUUGUUAAGCGAAUCAUUGAAGUUGUUAAGUGAGUGACAUGUUUGUUAAGUGAAUCCGGCUUCCCCAUUGACUUCGCUUGUCAAACCUUUGCAAAAAGGUGAUUGCAUGCAACCAUCAUAAAAACGUGCCUCUUGCCAAGUAUCUGAAUUUCGAUCACACAAUCGUCAAUGCGUGAUCACAUGCAACCAUCAUAAGUGUGAAAAACAGUCCUAAGUCACUUUGUUCAGUGCCGCUGUAACUUUGAAUGGUCACUAAAUGAACUGUUGUAAAGGGAGGACUGCCUGUAUUUGUACUUUGGGGUAGUCCCACCAUUGUCCAUGGUUUCUCUGGUUGGUUUUGAAAACUUGUAUUUUCCUUUGCUUUUUUUGCUGUUUGUUGGCAUUCUUUGAGACAUCUUUUCUCACCCUUUCUUGCUUCCUUUUUUAAAAAAUUUUUAAAAUUGAGACGGGGUUAAUUUGGCGUGUACCAAGGAACAAAUUGUCCCAGGGGUCAUCUUAGGGACCAGUCACAGUUACAGCUUCCAAACGUUUUGCCAAUAUAACUCAGAAAGAUUGUAUAUUAGCAACCUGUCUUGAUUCAUAUCUCAUAAGGCAGAUAUUUCAAUAUUUACAGUUUUCUGCCUCUUGCAAUUAUAUCAUCAGCUCACACUCCCCCCAAAAUUGCUGAAUGUGCCAAUUACUGCUAAUAGCACAGAAAAUGCUUUUACAGAGAAUUCUCUUGUCAAAACAAUACAGUAGGCAAAAACCAUAUAAAAAGGCAUAUUUGGGGAGAGAGGAAGAAAGUUCAUUAUAUUUCCUUAAAUAUAAGGCCUUUUAAAGAGAAUGUAUAUGGUAAUGUAAACAGGAGACAAAAGGAAA
Molecule: messenger RNA, 4392 nt
Organism: Notechis scutatus (mainland tiger snake)
Lineage: Eukaryota; Metazoa; Chordata; Lepidosauria; Squamata; Elapidae
Gene: CACNG1
Product: calcium voltage-gated channel auxiliary subunit gamma 1
Biological process (GO): regulation of calcium ion transmembrane transport via high voltage-gated calcium channel; calcium ion transmembrane transport
Cellular component (GO): L-type voltage-gated calcium channel complex; membrane
Molecular function (GO): voltage-gated calcium channel activity; calcium channel regulator activity
Source: RefSeq, a predicted model, not a curated record